Malurus melanocephalus (red-backed fairy wren) is the source of this 2178-nucleotide messenger RNA. Its product is annotated as spermatogenesis-associated protein 16-like. Gene Ontology annotation, molecular function: protein binding. The record is from RefSeq and is a predicted model, not a curated record. Lineage: Eukaryota; Metazoa; Chordata; Aves; Passeriformes; Maluridae. Gene Ontology annotation, cellular component: Golgi apparatus. Gene Ontology annotation, biological process: spermatogenesis.
AUGGGGAAGGCCUUCAGAGACAGGUCCAACCUGGUCAUUCACCAGCGGAUCCACACUGGGGAGAGGAGCUACGAGUGUGGGGAGUGUGGGAAGAGGUUUCUGACCAGCUCCAAUCUCCUCCUGCAUCAACGCAUUCACAUGGAUGAGAAGCCCUUUCGCUGCCCCGACUGCGGGAAGGGCUUCAAGCAAAACUCCAUCCUCAUCACCCACCAGCGCAUCCACACUGGGGAGAGGCCCUACCAGUGUCCUGAUUGUGGGAAGAGCUUCUACUGCAGCUCUGGCUUGACUGAACACAAACGGAGGCACCGGUGCCAGGGCAGGGGGCAGUUGGGCCGGGGCAAGGGCUCUCCAACUGCCCUGGAUGUGGAACUGAAGCCCAGUAACCGCCAGAACGACCUUGGAGCCCUGGCAGGAAUAGUGAGGAGGGUGGUGAGGCCCUGGCACAGGUUGCCAAACAGAGGUCACCCUGGAAGUGCUCGAGGCCAGGCUGSAUCUCUUCCCUUCUGGUGUUCUCAUCAAGUGACCCAGGAGCUUGGACUGAGCGAGCAGUUCCCUUCCCACAUGUUUUCUCAGCCAGGAGCUUUCUCAAGAGACCCUGAGGAGGCAAAAGAACACARAGAACAGCUCUGGAGUAACGCAGACAGAGUGAACCAUAAACAGAAAGCAGAAAGCCAUGGCAAUCUCUCCCGGACAAAUGCAGAAACACCAGCCGAGAGCAGCCAAGGGCCAUUGCCCAGCCCGGCACUGCACAUCCCUUUCUCCAGACUCAGGGAAAUAGAAGCGGAGUUGAUGUGCGCUGACGAGGCAGACACUGAGUUGGAAUCUGGCGAGUUGAUGGUACCCACAGUGCCACCAACAGCGGCUCAGCCUCCUGCCCAAGCCUCAGGGCACAGCCUGUGGCACCGCGUUGGCACGGGGCUCCAGGUGGUCCUGCGAGAAGGCAGAGCUCAGUACAGGCAGCAGGAUUUUGCAGCAGCAGCUGCCAAAUUCUCCACAGCACUGGAGCUUUGCAGUAAAGGCUUUGCUACAGAGGAUCCCUUCAAACCCACUCCAGAUGAUAUUUCCAGGUUUGCCAGCUGGAUCGAGUCAAAGCUCGUCAUCUGCUACUUAAAACUGGGGCAGCCUGGUCUUGCUCUGCAUCAUUCACACAGGAGCAUCAUUCAGAACCCCUCUCACUUCUGCAAUCACCUGCGCCAAGCUGCUUGCUUUCGGUGCCUGCAUAGAUACGCGGAGGCUGCAAGGAGCACCAUGGUGGCACAGUGUCUGUACGUCCUGGCCGAAGGUGCUGGGCUGGAGACCAGUGACCUCAUCCAGCUGUACUGGCAGGCUAUGAUUCAAGAAGCCCUCAGUGGAGAAAGAUCUUUUUCAGUUCUGUACACACCUUUUGAGAAAGAGGACAAAGCUGACAAAAUACAGGAGGCCAACAAAACCUUUGCUGAAAAGAACCCGGAUUAUGUGCAGCACAUAUUUACAGAUCCUCAUGGAAUUCACCUGUUGCCAGAGAGGGCCGAAUCUCAYCCUGACCAGCAGUACUUACUGACUCUGGGCUUCAGGAACAGAGAGAUUGGAAAAGCCAUGGAAAAAUCUGUAACUCGAAAACUGCCAGUCUUUCCAGGCCAGAAAACACCUUUCAGUCCCAGCAUGGAGGAAGAAUCAGAAAAUUUUUGGCAGAACACUGGAAAAAAGAUCAUGGCAGUCAUGGCUUUUAUAGGAAGCACCAAGAUAAAGGAUGAGCGUGGCCCAUGUGCACGGGCCAUCGAGCAAUUCCAUCACGCCAGCCUGCUCAGCCACCUUCAAAGAGGGGAGCAACAGGCCCAGGUGAUGGCCCAGGCGAUGGCUGAGCUGGCGACUGUUCCUUACCUGCAGAGAGUCUCUCAGGAGGAUGACAAGCUGCUGCAGUCACUGAUGGCAGAUGCUGUGGACAUCCUUGCAGGAAGAACUGGAGAGCGUGUGUGGACUAAAAUACAGAAGGUGGCACUAAUCGAAGAGUACUUGAGGGAAGGAGAAGAGCAUUACUUAAGGGCCCCAAGGCUGCAAACAUCUGGAAUGGAAAACAGGAACUGGACUCCRAGGGGACAGGAAUAUUUGAGACUGGAAAAUACAAACAUGUUCAUUCCCAGCCCACGAAGCUUGACCACAGGGCCAAAAAAAAGACAUAUAAUUUUUGCAAAUAGUUGA